ACGCUCUACACUGACGGCUGGACGGACGUGAACGGCAAGAGCGUGAUUAACUACGUGCUGGAAUGUGAAGGCGAGUCCUAUUUCUUGGGGUCCGUCUACACUGGAAGCACGUCGCAUGAUGCAGUCUUCCUGUCGGCUGAUGUGAAGAGAGUGCUCGAGGCCGCGAAGUUUACGACCAUCGUUGCCGUUGUCACCGACAACACGGCCACCAACCAGCUGAUGUGGUCGACGCUGCGGCCUGAGUAUCCGGACAUCUUCUUUCAUGGGUGCAUCGCGCACGUGAUCCAUCUGAUUGUCAAGGACAUGGUAGCCAAGUUGAAGUGGUUGGGCAAGCUGCAAGAGGACUGCCGCAACAUGGUGAAGUUUUUCAAGAAGCAUCAGCUGCUGUGGGCGGAACUGCGUCGCAUGCAACGUCUGGAAGGCAAAAACGCGCUGGUGCACCCU
Molecule: messenger RNA, 444 nt
Organism: Phytophthora sojae
Lineage: Eukaryota; Oomycota; Peronosporomycetes; Peronosporales; Peronosporaceae
Exons: 1
Source: RefSeq, a predicted model, not a curated record